Molecule: messenger RNA, 1752 nt
Organism: Lycium barbarum (goji berry)
Lineage: Eukaryota; Viridiplantae; Streptophyta; Magnoliopsida; Solanales; Solanaceae
Exons: 1
Coding region: 1-1752 (583 amino acids)
Source: RefSeq, a predicted model, not a curated record
AUGGAGGACUAUGCAGCACUUACAUCAGGUUUUUUUGAAUUACAACUCAGAGGAAGAGUAUAUCCAUUACGUUUUCUUAUAUGGGAUCCAUGGUUUAAUCCGGAGGAGGAAACAACAAUUGCAGUAGCAUGGAUCUCUUUCCCUGGAUUACCUACCAAUCUCUUUGAUAAGGAAUCGAUGUUCUCAAUGGCUCAGGCAGUGGGCACACCAUUGGUGGUUGAUAAAGCUACCAAAAACCAAACUAGACCAAGUUGUGCUCGUGUGAAAGUGGAAGUUAAUUUAUUAAAGGAUUUGCCAAAGAGAAUACAUAUAAGUUGUGUAGAUGAGGAGACUGGGGAGAUAAAGUCGAAAUGGCAAAGAAUACAAUACGAUUAUCUUCCCAAAUAUUGCACAAAGUGUAAAUUACAAGGACAUGAUGUGAAUGGUUGCUGGGUUGUUCAUCCAGAAUUUAGGCCCAAAAAAGAAGAUCCAAAGGCAGAUACUACAAAUGUUUCUGAAAAUCCAAAGCAGCAACAAAAUAAGGAUCAGCAAGUCAUUCAAAAGCAAAACAAUGAGCAUAAGAAGGAGACUAAUCAUAAGCAAAAUAAGGAGCACAAAAAGGAGCAUGAUAAAACUGUUAAGUUUAUUCCAAAUGGGAAAAAUUCAAACAAUCAAGGAGACAAUGCUAAGAUGGAAUGGAAUGUGGUACAAAACAAGAAGAAGAAAAUCUUGAAUAAGGAGGAGGUGCAAAGAAUUAAUAAUCAACAAAACAAUUCUGGUGAGAACAUAAAAAAGCAGCAGAUUAAUACAGUCAACAACUUUGAGACACUUACCACAGAGGAAGAGGAUCAAUCCAUUGAAAUAGUUCCUGGACAAGAAGAAAAGAGGACGGAGACUGCAAAACAAUGGGUGGAAGCCUCAUUUGGUAAGACCCAAGAAUCUGCAGUAGAAGUAACUCCUCAGUCAACAGAGGGGAGCAGUUCAAAUAGUAAAAAGGGUAGCAAAGAGGACAAUGAGGAAGGCAGUAGCACCAAUGAAUCAAUCAGCAACAAAGAAAUCAAUGAGGAAAUAAGCAGCAAUAAGAUACAACAGCUGGAGAAUAUGGGGCAGAAAUUCCAAAAUGAUGAUAAGAGGAAGAACAAUGACAAGGAUAAUUCUCAAACACAACAUAUUCAGAAUGAAAUAAUCAGUGCUCCACCUAAAGAUGCAAUGGAAACAAUGAUGGCAGAAAAUAGCCACGAGAAGGAGAAAGUAAUACAUGAUGUUGAUCUGAAUAAAGUUCCGGACAAACCCCCUGAUGAUAUUUGUGAUCUGGCAGCUGGUGAGAUAGAGGGUGUUGAUAAUAUAAAUGAAAAUAAUCAUACACCACCUGAAAAGAAAACAGAAAGGUUAUCAUCAAAUGAAGAAAUGGUGGAGAACUUACUGCAGACUGCCACUGAACACAACAACAAAGAGGAACAAUUGGGCAAAGUGGAAGGUACAAAGGAGCUAAAUCAACUGGUAAUAUCUAAAGGUACUGAUCCUGUAGAACCUUCACCUGCAAAAGAGAAACACAACAACAUUGAUAUUGGUGAUGAUGAUGAGGUAGAAGAUCAUGUCACAAUAAUUGAUAUGCAGCAGGCCAUGAAGAAAGGAGGCAUAUCACCAAGGCACCUACUAAAAAACAAAAAGAAGGCAAACAAGAAACAGACAAAGGAAAAAAGUGUACCCCCAACAAAUAUAGGGGGUGUACAAACAAGGAAAACUACUUCUAAAUCUAAAUGUUCUCAAUGA